This is a messenger RNA of Entrophospora sp. SA101, 186 nucleotides long. The record is from the annotation of a GenBank genome assembly. NCBI's taxonomy places the organism in Eukaryota, Fungi, Glomeromycota, Glomeromycetes, Entrophosporales, Entrophosporaceae.
AUGAAAAAUAUUGAUGAAAAAAAACAAUUGACUAAAGUCUUACUUGCAGGUUUCCUAGCUUAUGUCUAUAAAGCAUCAGAGUUUACUGUAGUUUCUUUUCAGAACAGAUUAAUUGAAGGAUCAAAAGUUAGUAAUGAUGAACAUGUACCUUGUUUAUCUGAGCAAAAUGUGAUUACUACGUGGUAA